AUGUCAUCCUUUACGAAGGAUGUAUACCCUGACCUAGAGACGUUUCCGCCUACAGGCUCGCCCAAGUUUGAAAAACUACAAGGAUACGAAUUGUAUAAGCACAUCGGGUCGCCACGGCACAUCGUAGCGCCUAUGGUCGACCAAUCUGAGCUAGCAUGGCGUAUUCUAAGUCGGAGGUAUGGGUCUGACCUUGUCUACUCUCCCAUGAUCAAUGCAAAGAUUUACAACCAACACAACCGCGGUGCGCAUCGCGUUCGUGAGGCAUACUUUAACCAGGAGUUGGGUGAAGAAGGUGCACACACUAUCAAUCUAGGAGAUAAAAAAGACACAGACCGGCCUUUGAUUGUGCAGUUUUGUGCCAAUGAUCCAGAAAUGCUAUUGCAAAGUGCACUUACUGUCCAAGAUAAAUGCGAUGCCGUGGACCUGAAUUUGGGGUGCCCCCAACAGAUUGCCAAACGUGGUUUUUUUGGUGCUUUUUUGAUGGAUGACUGGGAUCUUGUAUUUCGACUGAUCAAUAUUUUGCAUUUGAAUCUCAAAGUACCCGUAACGGCAAAAUUCCGCGUUUACGAUUCACUUGAUAAGACACUUGCAUAUGCGCGGAUGAUUCAACGUGCUGGCGCACAAAUGGUUACAGUGCAUGGGCGUACGCGUGAAAUGAAGGGUCAUAAAACAGGAUUGGCGGACUGGGAAAAGAUUCGCGCUGUGAAGCAGGCGCUGGACAUCCCUGUCUUCGCGAAUGGCAAUAUGCUCUACCCCCAGGACUGGCGUGACUGCCUUGCUUAUACAGGCUGCGAUGGUGUCAUGAGUGCGGAAGGGAACUUGUACAACCCAGCGCUCUUUGAUGCGACCAUUGACCGUGAUUUGUCUGUGCUAAGCGAUCCGGAUGCGGAUCACAGUGCGUAUAAGCCUUUGGAAAUUGUAAAAAUGGCGCACGAGUACCUCGACAUUGUGGCAGCACUGCGCACACCUACAUCGCACAGCGCGUUGAAAGGUCAUAUGUUCAAGAUAACGAGACCGGCGCUCAGUAUCCAUACCGAUCUGCGCCCUGUUCUGGGAAAGGCCCGCUGUUACGAUGACGUGGACGGUGAAGAAAAAAUUCGGGAGUACCGUGCAUUUGUUCGUGAACUAGAGAUGCGCCUAGACGAAGACAAAAAGCAGGACAAAUACUACAAACCUCAGCCAGAUGCCCCCUGGUACUAUAUGGUGCCGAAGCACUUGCAAGACCCAGAAGACCGGCUCACACGUCCUCCCUUUAUUCCUCACUGGUACCUUCAGCCCUAUUUCCGGCCGCCUCUGAAUCCACCCAAACCUAAAGAGGAAGACCCCGCAUCCAAAUCAGAUACGCAGUCCACGGCCGCAGAAAGCGACCACAACGAGGAUCUGCCGCCAGCAAAGCGUGCCAAGGUAGACACGGCCGCGACCCCCACCACCUUGUAG
Messenger RNA from Malassezia pachydermatis, 1437 nucleotides. Its product is annotated as dus-domain-containing protein. The record is from RefSeq and is a predicted model, not a curated record. Gene Ontology annotation, biological process: tRNA processing. Lineage: Eukaryota; Fungi; Basidiomycota; Malasseziomycetes; Malasseziales; Malasseziaceae. The coding region runs from base 1 to 1437 and encodes 478 amino acids. The transcript is spliced from 2 exons. Gene Ontology annotation, molecular function: tRNA dihydrouridine synthase activity; flavin adenine dinucleotide binding.